CUUUUCUUUUCCUUCGUCUUUUCUUUUAUAUAUAUAUAUAUAUAUAUUAACCUUUUUUCUUUAUCACUUCACCAUGGCAGCAACUAAUGAAUGGACUCCAUAUAGCUGGAAAUCAAAGCCUAUCGUACAAGAUGUUGUCUAUCAAGAUCAAAAGAAUGUCGAUCGGGUGAUUGGUAAACUUCGUACUUUACCACCACUUGUCUCUACCAAAGAAAUUGACGACUUGAGAGAACAACUUCGUCAAGUGGCUCUAGGUGAAUCUUUCUUAUUACAAGGUGGUGAUUGUGCUGAAUUGUUCGACUAUUGUUCUCAGGAUCCUAUUGAAGCUAAACUUAAGGUACUUCUUCAAAUGUCAUUAGUUCUUGUAUGGGGUGGUCGUACUCCUGUCACUCGUAUCGCUCGUAUGGCUGGUCAAUAUGCUAAACCUCGAAGCAAACCUACUGAAAUAUAUAAUGGCAAGGAAAUCUUAACUUUUAGAGGUGACAAUGUGAAUGGCUAUGAUCCCGAAGAUCGUGAAGCUGAUCCCGAAAGAUUACUCGGCGCUUAUUUCCACUCUGCCGCGACCCUGAAUUAUGUAAGAACCUUGGUGGAUUCUGGUUUUGCUGAUUUACAUGAACCUUCGACCUGGAACUUGAAUCAUGUACAAUCCAAUGCUGUACGAGGGGAAUAUCAAUCUAUUGUCAAUCAACUGACAGAUGCUUUGGACUUUAUGAAAACAGUGGGAGCAGACGCAUCAACAUCAACUACUCAAAACGCUCUUCAAAAAGUCGACUUUUUUGUAUCACAUGAAGCAUUACUCCUUGAAUUCGAAGCAUCCUUGACUCGAUUAUUACCUACCAGUAGAGAUAAGACUCAACAAAAAUAUUAUAACGCUGGAGCUCACUUUUUGUGGAUUGGAGAUCGUACACGACAACCAGAUGGUGCUCAUGUAGAAUAUAUGCGUGGUAUUGAAAAUCCAAUUGGUAUCAAAGUCGGUCCUACCACCAAGCCCGAUGAUCUAGUGGAACUUUUGAACACUGUCAAUCCUACCAAGGCUAUCGGCAAAGUUACAUUGAUUACUCGAUUUGGUGCUGGAAAAGUAGAUACUUAUUUACCUCAACAUAUCGAAGCUGUACGAAAAUCAGGUCAUGUGCCUGUGUGGGUAUGUGAUCCUAUGCAUGGAAAUACAAAGAAUGCUUCUGGUGGUGUCAAAACUCGUCAUUUUGUAGAUAUCAUUCAAGAAUUGUCCGAAGCCUUCCGUGUACACAAGGAUUGUCAAAGCAAGUUGAAUGGUGUUCAUUUUGAAUUGACUGGUGAUUCCGUAACUGAAUGUGUUGGUGGUUCCAUGAACUUGACAGAUGAAGACUUAUCCACCAAUUAUCAAACUCAUUGUGAUCCUCGAUUGAACUAUGAACAAGCUUUGGAUGUGGCCUUUUUGAUUGCAAAGUAUUACCAAAAAGAACGUGAAUCUGAUGAUUUCCCUAGUUUGUAGUUCCCUUUUUUUUUUUUUUUUUUUAGUAACAUCACUC
Molecule: messenger RNA, 1508 nt
Organism: Halteromyces radiatus
Lineage: Eukaryota; Fungi; Mucoromycota; Mucoromycetes; Mucorales; Cunninghamellaceae
Product: DAHP synthetase
Exons: 7
Coding region: 74-1471 (465 amino acids)
Biological process (GO): aromatic amino acid biosynthetic process
Molecular function (GO): 3-deoxy-7-phosphoheptulonate synthase activity
Source: RefSeq, a predicted model, not a curated record